AGAGAGAGAGGAGAGGCUGUGCUGGAGAGAGAAAGAGAAAGAGAGAGAGAGAGAAUCAGCAAUCAGCAGCCUUCAAUAUUGCAAUCACAUCCAACCUAGGACUCUGAUAGUCUGCGCUCUCAGGACCCACGACAGAUAGACAGACAGAGCCCCUGCUCCCCGGGCAGACAGCAUGGACUCCAAAAACAAAAAGAAGAUCCAGUUCUCAGUGCCAGUGACGAUUCCGAGCCAACUGGACCCACACGCCGUGGAGAUGAUCCGCCGGAGGAGGCCGACCCCGGCCACCCUGUUCAGAGUGUCAGAGAACUCGCCCCCCGAGGAGGAGAGCACCACACACCAGCAGUGGGUGCUGGGGGAGAAUGGAGUCCUGAAACCCAAACGGCCGAACCCCUGUGCGUAUCAUCCGCCCUCGCUGAAAGCGGUUCAGAGGAUGGUCCAGUCUCACUUGCAGUCUCUGGGUGCCGACCCCCCCCUGGAGGAGCCCCUGGAACUGGGGGAGGAGGAGGAGGAGGAGGAGGAAGAGGAAGGAGAGGACAGGGAGGACAGCUCUUCAGACAGGGACUCUGAGGUGGACACAGGCAGCCUUGAAGAGACACAGCCUCACUCUGAGACAGAGCUCAACACAAGUCACGAGGGCCAGGCCACACAGGGGUUUGAGGUCAACACAGGUCACGAGGACCAGGCCUCACAGGGGUCAGAGGUCAGAAGACAAGAAGAGCCCGCCCCAAAGACAGCCCCACCCGAGGAAGAAAGAGAGCGAGCGGAGAAAGAAGAGAUGCUCUAAUGGACUACACACUGUCACUAAGAGAAAGAAUUGAGAAAGAGGAGAGGGAUAGAGAUAGAGGAGAGGGAUAGAGAGAGAGGACCCUACUUGAGAAAGGAGCUGUACUAUUGAACCUGAACUGGACUGAGUCUGUCUGUCUGACUGUCUGUCUGUGGAUCUAUGAGUGAACCUGUGUGCUGCAUACAUGAGAACUAUUAAUGCUGCAUAGACAGUACACACACACACACACACACACACACACACACACACACACACACACAUAAAGCAUGGUGCUCCAUUGCCCCUUGUGGAAGGUUACAAUUAAUGCCAUCAGUGCAAAUAUUUGAGAAGUCCCAGUUUUUGUAACGGAGAACAUGAUGUUUCUGACAUUCUGUUAUUGCAAUAGGAGAUCUGGGUCUUGCUCUGGUGUCUCACUGCUCUCUGGUGACUCUGCACCUGUCCUUGUAUUUACUGAAACUGAAACAAUUAAUAAACAAUGACUUUAUUGUU
Messenger RNA from Acipenser ruthenus (sterlet), 1273 nucleotides. Its product is annotated as protein phosphatase 1 regulatory subunit 1B-like. The record is from RefSeq and is a predicted model, not a curated record. The transcript has 5 exons. Gene Ontology annotation, molecular function: protein phosphatase inhibitor activity. Gene Ontology annotation, biological process: intracellular signal transduction. NCBI's taxonomy places the organism in Eukaryota, Metazoa, Chordata, Actinopteri, Acipenseriformes, Acipenseridae. Bases 173 to 784 code for a protein of 203 amino acids. Gene Ontology annotation, cellular component: cytoplasm.